AUGGAUUUCCUCACUCUGUUCGCUGUCUACGUUGUAGUGGUGCUGACAUGUAUAGUCCUAGUCUGCAAAUACUCAGGCCAGCAGCAGACUCCCUUUAAUAUCAUCUUCAACUAUGUAGGAAAGGUAGUUGCACCAUUCACGCCAAAAUGGCUCCAAAAGUUUUCACAAUGGACCUUGCACAGGCUGUUUCAUCAAAGGAACAACAUGUUCAUCUAUCUGCAUAUCCUGCUCGAGGUUGCUGUGUGUGCAGAGUUCACCUAUGAGGUGUUUGGCUUCUGCAGGCAGAUGGACACCACUCUGACCAGCCUGUGUGUGCCUUACGUCCUGCUGACCAUCAAGACCUACUUCUUCUACCUCUGCAUCAAGAAAGAUCCAGGCACAGUGACGAAGAAGAAAAUCGCUGGACAGCUGCACAUCUAUCCGUAUGACAGGAGACUGUUUCACCCGGGAGUCUCCUGUGAAACCUGUCAACUCGUCAAACCAGCUCGCUCUAAACACUGCAGGGUCUGCAACAGGUGUGUCCAACGUUUUGACCACCACUGUGUCUGGGUGAACAACUGCAUCGGUGCUCAGAACACUCGUUACUUCUUGCUUUACCUCUUUAGCAUGUGCGCCAUGGCGGGAGACAUUGCCGUACUAACAGGAGACAUGCUGUUACAUGCCGUACUGCAGUCAGGGCUUCUGAGGGCCAGUUAUCUAGAUGAGUAUGGCCAGCAGCAGCCAGCAGGGCCUCUGUUUGUUGUACAGCAUCUGUUUCUGACCUUCCCCCGAAUCAUCUUCAUGCUGGGAUUUCUGGUCUUUGUCUUCUUCCUCCUGGCGGGUUAUGCCCUUUUCCAUUCCUACCUGGCUCUCGUCAACCAGACCUCCAAUGAGUGGUACAAAAGUCGAGGUUACGUGUGUCAGCACUGCCACCCAACUGCAACAGCAGACCAUCUCUCUAGCCCAGCGCCAGACCACUCUAAAAGGUACUACUACAGCAGAGGGCUACUCCAAAAUCUGGGAGAGAUUUUCUUUCCUCUACAACCUGUUAAGAAAAAAGACAACUGAAAAAAAAAAAAAAAAAAAGAUACUGCCGUCUGUGUUGUUAUGCUGCAUUUACUGUACAUCCCCUUGGAUUCCCUGGGGUUUAUUGUCCCUAAGAACUGUUGCUGACUGAAGAAAUAAAGUUUACGUUAGCGAUUUCUUUAUGGACUCCCAUGUCUAUCUCUCACAAGGUGUCAUGUAUUGGAAAGCUCAGGCAACCUUGGCAGCAAAUACAAAAUAAUUCUUGUUGGAUCAAAUCAUCAUCGGUAAUUAAAUGUUCUAACCGUAAGCCUU
Sander lucioperca (pikeperch) is the source of this 1317-nucleotide messenger RNA. It is a transcript of the gene zdhhc4, whose product is annotated as zinc finger DHHC-type palmitoyltransferase 4. NCBI's taxonomy places the organism in Eukaryota, Metazoa, Chordata, Actinopteri, Perciformes, Percidae. Gene Ontology annotation, molecular function: protein-cysteine S-palmitoyltransferase activity. The record is from RefSeq and is a predicted model, not a curated record. The transcript has 6 exons. Bases 1 to 1047 code for a protein of 348 amino acids. Gene Ontology annotation, cellular component: endoplasmic reticulum; Golgi apparatus. Gene Ontology annotation, biological process: peptidyl-L-cysteine S-palmitoylation; protein targeting to membrane.